AUGUCGGGUCGAUACUCUUUGCGCCAGACUCCUAGGAAGAAGGAGCUCUUUGAGGGCAUGGUUGAGACCCCUCGCAGGGUGUCUUCCAGACGCAAGUCCCCCGAGGCCACCACCGAGUCGAAGCCCCAGUCCCGCGCCGCCCCGAGACGUCGCACCACUGGCAAGUUCCGGGAAGAGAUCUCGGACGAAGAGGUCGAGAAGCCCCUGACGAACGGAUACGCCAGCGGUCACACCAAUGGUCAUGCCAACGGUCAUGCCAACGGUCACGUAAAGAAGGAGGAGCAUGCCGUAAACAGCAACGGCCACGCCAUCAAUGGACACCUCGAAGUGAAGACGGAGAAGACUGCGGCAGGCAACGGCCAUAUCCCUUCAGAGACGAACGAGGUCCUGCCCGCCUACCAGAAGGGCGAUAUUAUUGACGGUUGGGAGGUCGGCACGGAUCCCAAGAUCGACGCCUCGGGCCACUUCGAGUUCGGCGGUAGCAUCGGGGCGCUUUCGCUGAUGAUCGGUUUCCCUCUGCUCAUGUGGUACAUGUGGAUUGGAGCCACCUACUACGAAGGCAAGCUGCCCACGCGCGAGGAGGGCCAGAGCUGGGGCGAAUUCGGCCGGCACCUCGUGGACCUCGUCUACACCGGCGCGUUCCCUACGCUCCGCGCCUGGCGCAUCUACUGGACCUUCUUCAUCUUCGAAGGCAUCUGCUACUGCGUCCUGCCUGGCGUCUGGGCCUGGGGCAAACCCCUUCCCCACGAGAACGGCAAGCAGCUCAAGUACUUCUGCAACGCCUACGUCAGCUUCUACUUCACCAUCUCCGUCAUGGCUGUCCUCCACUUCACCGGCAUCUUCCCCGUCUACACCUUCAUUGACGAGUUUGGUCCCCUGAUGUCCGUGGCUAUUCUGAGCGGCUUCCUCGUGUCCUUCAUCGCCUAUUUCUCUGCUCUGUGGAGGGGCGCCCAGCAUCGCAUGUCCGGCUACCCGAUCUACGACUUCUUCCUUGGCGCUGAGCUGAACCCCCGCAUGUUCGGCAUCCUGGACUUCAAGAUGUUCUUCGAGGUCCGCAUCCCCUGGUUCAUCCUCUUUGGCCUUAGCUGCGGUGCCGCCGCCCGUCAGUAUGAGAAGUACGGCUACGUUUCGGGCGAGGUGCUCUUCCUGGUCAUGGCUCACUACCUGUACGCCAACGCCUGCGCCAAGGGCGAGCAGCUCAUUGUUCCCACCUGGGACAUGUACUACGAGAAGUGGGGCUUCAUGCUCAUCUUCUGGAACCUCGCUGGCGUCCCCCUCUCGUACUGCCACUGCACAAUCUAUCUUGCCAACCACCACCCUUCAGAGUACAAGUGGAACCCCUUUGCGCUCGCCUUCCUCUUCGCGUCGUACCUCUUCGUCUACUGGGUCUGGGACACGACCAACAGCCAGAAGAACGGCUUCCGCGCGCAGGAACGCGGCCAGCUCAUAAAGCGCCGCACCUUCCCCCAGCUGCCCUGGCAGACGGUCAAGAACCCAAAGACAAUCACCUCGGCCAAGGGCGACGUCAUUCUCGCCGACGGCUGGUACGGCUACGCCCGCAAGAUCCACUACACCUGCGAUGCCUUCUUCGCUAUCUGCUGGGGCCUCAUCACGGGCUUCAAGAGCCCCUUCCCCUGGUUCUACCCCGUCUUCUUCUGUGCUAUGAUCGCCCACCGUGCCGCCCGCGACAUCCACCGUUGCCGUCAAAAGUACGGUGAUGCCUGGGCCCAGUACGAGCGCGAGGUGCCCUACCUCUUCAUUCCCUACGUCAUCUAA
This is a messenger RNA of Colletotrichum spaethianum, 1776 nucleotides long. Its product is annotated as delta(24(24(1)))-sterol reductase. NCBI's taxonomy places the organism in Eukaryota, Fungi, Ascomycota, Sordariomycetes, Glomerellales, Glomerellaceae. The transcript has 4 exons. The coding region runs from base 1 to 1776 and encodes 591 amino acids. The record is from RefSeq and is a predicted model, not a curated record. Gene Ontology annotation, molecular function: Delta24(24-1) sterol reductase activity. Gene Ontology annotation, biological process: ergosterol biosynthetic process. Gene Ontology annotation, cellular component: endoplasmic reticulum membrane.